GUUCAAACUACCUACCUGUUAGGUAUGGAUGUAUACACACUGCCAUUGUUGACCUGUCUCUCGCCUCAUAUCGAUUAAACAUCUCUGGCUAACAGCUAGUAGACUUCUCCCAUCUCCCCAGAAUCUCCAUGGUGUAUAUGAUACACCUUGGUUCGAUAUCUCUCCGCAACUUUCGAUCUCCCAUUCCACCUCGAAUUGCUUCACCUUUGAUAAAACAUUGGUUCAGCUCCCUUUCCUACAAAAUGGCGCCGCCUAAAUCCGCUCUAGAUUUCUUAGACUUUGUUAAUGCCUCUCCCACACCUUACCAUGCGGUUCAAUCUUCCAUUGAACGUUUAGAGAAGGCCGGAUUCUCUCCAAUUAAAGAGAGAGACAACUGGUCCUCAACUCUCCGACCCGGCGGUAAAUAUUACAUGACCCGAAAUGGCUCUACCAUCGUAGCGUUUGCAAUUGGUGCCAAGUGGAAGCCCGGAAACCCUAUCGCGAUGCUCGGAGCCCACACAGACUCGCCCUGUCUACGUAUCAAGCCCGUGAGCAAGAAGAGCGGAGUCGGAUUUAUGCAGGUCGGCAUUGAGACCUACGGAGGUGGCAUCUGGCAUUCCUGGUUCGAUAGAGACUUGAGCAUUGCUGGUCGUGUGUUGGUCAAGGAUGGAAAGGGGAACUUCGCGCAGAAGCUGGUUAAGGUCGAUCGUCCCAUCAUUCGCAUCCCCACCCUCGCUAUUCAUCUCGACCGCUCGUCUAGUUUCGACCCCAACAAGGAAACCGAGCUCUUCCCGAUUGCUGGUAUGGUAGCUGCCGAGCUGAAUAGGACAGGCCAGAGUGACACGUCUAAGACAUCCGGUUCCGAGGCGGGACCUAACGAAACCUUCCAGCCACUCAAAGAGAUCACCGAGCGCCACCACCCGUACAUCAUCGAGCUGAUCGCUGAACACGCGGGGGUGCAGGUUUCGGAUGUGGUCGAUUUUGAGAUGGUGCUCUAUGAUGUGCAGAAGUCGUGCCUUGGCGGCUUGAACGAGGAGUUCAUUUACUCAGCUAGGCUUGAUAACUUGAACAUGACUUAUUGCAGUGUGAUGGGACUCAUAGAGUCUAUUUCCUCCGUCAGUCUCGACAAUGAGACCAGCAUCCGUUUAAUCACCUGCUUUGAUCACGAGGAGAUCGGCUCGACUUCGGCCCAAGGCGCUAACUCAGAUCUUCUGCCCGCUGUCGUUCGCCGUUUGUCUAUCCUUGCCGGUGGUCGUCACGGGGAUUCCGCAUCUGAUAAGUCUUGGGAACACGUCAGUUCGGAUCCUGACAUCGAUCUGUCCACUGCUUUCGAGCAGACGAUGGCGGCCUCGUUUCUUGUCUCGGCCGAUAUGGCCCACUCGGUUCAUCCCAACUAUGUGGGCAAAUACGAGUCCAAUCAUCAGCCUGAGAUGAAUAAGGGUACUGUCAUCAAGAUUAAUGCCAACCAGCGUUACGCCACCAACUCUCCGGGAAUUGUACUGCUACAAGAGAUGGCAAAGCGUGCGAGCGUUCCCUUGCAGCUUUUUGUGGUCAGGAAUGAUUCGUCUUGCGGCAGCACGAUUGGGCCUAUGCUUUCUGCGAAGCUAGGCGUGCGUACUUUAGAUUUGGGAAAUCCGCAACUGAGUAUGCAUAGUAUUCGUGAGACUGGAGGCACCUACGACGUCGACCACGCGAUCAAGCUAUUCGGUGCAUAUUUGUCACACUAUUCGGAUCUAGAGUCGAGAAUCCUCGUUGACUAAACUAGAUACCGGUGCAUAAAACGAAGCCUAUUAGAUAUGCCUAUAUGGGUUGUAUAUGGUAGGGCAGCAGCAUAGUUCCAUCUUGGAACCUUCAUUGCUCGUAUAUAACUAGGUAUGUAGACUAAGAUGCCGCCACAAAUACACAGAUCAAACUAUAGUAUAUAGGAGAUAUCCUAAAAUUGAUUGUGGGCAUUAUAGCCGACGCCCAUUGCAUAUAGAGUUCUAAGUAUGUUGCCAUCGAAGACUUUUGUCGCUUAUUAUCAUUGUUCAAUAGUCAGAUCAUACUUUGAAUUAUCAUAUAAAUCUCAGUAGCAGAACCGUAAAUAAAAUUAGUUCUCUCUGGCAGCGCCUUUUCUCGAAUUAUCA
Annulohypoxylon truncatum is the source of this 2105-nucleotide messenger RNA. RefSeq names its product peptidase. Gene Ontology annotation, cellular component: fungal-type vacuole. Gene Ontology annotation, molecular function: metalloaminopeptidase activity; zinc ion binding. NCBI's taxonomy places the organism in Eukaryota, Fungi, Ascomycota, Sordariomycetes, Xylariales, Hypoxylaceae. Gene Ontology annotation, biological process: proteolysis. The record is from RefSeq and is a predicted model, not a curated record. The coding region runs from base 129 to 1739 and encodes 536 amino acids. The transcript is spliced from 3 exons.